UUUAGUUUAGCUGUACGAGGGUCCUGCGCAACGACGAGGCUCAAAAUGAUCGCCAAAGUUCUCAUUCUUGUGUGCAGCCUGACGUUGGUGUCCAAGAGUGCCGCAAAGCCUCACGUUCUUAGCCCUGUGGCUGGACCAGCAUUUGUUACAGCUCACAGUUCACAGGUCUUUGCGAGAACCUAUAAUGGAAUUGUGCCGAUAGCGGUGCCGGCAGCAGCAUUUCCAGCUCCAGUUCCGAUACCAAUUCCGGCAGCUCUUCCGGCUCCCGUUCCAGCGUUCUAUCUGCACCAACAUCAUCACAUUGCUCCCACCUUCUUCCUGGCGGCUGCAGCUGCUCCAGCCAUUCCGGCAACUCCAGCCGUUGUGGCCACCCCGGCAGCUGUAGUUCCUGCGGCAGCUCCAGCGCCAGUUCCAGCUCCGGCUCCUGCUGCCCUUAUAGCUGCUGCACCUGUAACCAAGGUGGCCAAAUUGGUCCGGAAACCCUUUUUGACGGUAAUUCGUCACAAAACGGUUCUUGUGUAAAGAUUAACCGAAGUAAUGGGGGAAGUGAUUAAUGUGCGAGAACUUUGUGCGUUUGUGAUCGAAUGUAGUUUAUACUAGUCAUAUGAAACAAUUAAAAAAUCAACGUUAAAGAAUGAA
This is a messenger RNA of Uranotaenia lowii, 639 nucleotides long. RefSeq lists its product as uncharacterized. Bases 46 to 522 code for a protein of 158 amino acids. NCBI's taxonomy places the organism in Eukaryota, Metazoa, Arthropoda, Insecta, Diptera, Culicidae. The record is from RefSeq and is a predicted model, not a curated record. The transcript has 2 exons.